Molecule: messenger RNA, 2148 nt
Organism: Wyeomyia smithii (pitcher-plant mosquito)
Lineage: Eukaryota; Metazoa; Arthropoda; Insecta; Diptera; Culicidae
Product: tektin-1
Exons: 3
Coding region: 224-1465 (413 amino acids)
Biological process (GO): cilium assembly; cilium movement involved in cell motility
Cellular component (GO): microtubule cytoskeleton; nucleus
Source: RefSeq, a predicted model, not a curated record
AAACCCCUCUCUCGUCUUUGAGUGAUGAAGUGCGAAACAGUAGGCCGUAUAAGUAAAACAACCGUGCUGCGUAAGCGUGAACAAUUCUAUACCUAGCUGUUUUGCCAUGGCAACCGCUUCGGCACUAGCCUAGUUUGUUUAUAUCGAUUAACUGGUGCAGUGUUGAGAAGUUUUCAUAAUUACAGUCGUUUAGAAUAUUCCGGUAAAAAAAAUCCCAUCAAUUAUGUCUCGCAACAAUCUGGUUGACCAAAAUUUGGUUAUAAUGCCACCGACACGUCCCAAAUACACACCACGUGAUUGGGAUCUGAAUAAUCACACCAAUAGCAACUUUUCACUGAACCAGCAAACGUUGGCUGAACGGAUUAUCUGCGAAAGCGAACGGCUAAUUGAUGAAACCAAAUUUACGACGGAGCUGAACAAAAACGAAUCGGACUUCCGACUGAAGGAACGAAUCGACGAUAUCAAGUUUCGACUCGAUGAGCUGAAAAAGCAGAAGAAGGAUGCUCACGUUGAGGAGGAAGCCCUGAAGGUUUACAAGCGGCGUACGAUCGAUGCCAUCAAUACACUGCGCGAAAUUGCACUGCCACUGACCCAGAAGUGUAUUAUAAUGCGAGAAAUGCGCCAGGGUGUUGACUUGGUGCUGGAUGAUGUUGAUAAAGAAUUACGGAAGGAGAUGGAUGUCAUAAACGGGGUGAUAGAAAUACUCGACAGGGUGAUGAACGAGAGCGUUGAACAGCUUAGACGAUUGCGAGCUACGAUCUAUUUACUGGAUAGAGACCUGUCCAAUAAGGAAAAAUCUAUUCAAAUCGACGAAAAAAACAUCGAACUACGUCACAACCAACUGGGAAUGCACGUGUACGACGGAACGGUUCCCCUGGACCCAUACAACAACACCGAUCCAGAGUGGAUCGCGGUUACCAACUCCAACAUCGCUAACACAGCCAAAGAGAUCAACUCUGCCCAAACUAUGCGAUCCUACAUUGACCAGCUGCUGAAGCAAGCGGUCGAAGAUAUCCGCCAGCAGGUGGAACGUACGAAUGCGUCCUUCGCAAAGCGGAUCUCCGAGAUGCGCUAUACAAAAAUAAAGCUGGAGAACAUUCACAAGGCAACGGUUCACCAGGUGAACGAACUGACGCGUAAUGUUACCAAGCUGGAGAAGGAAAUCGCCGAGAAGGAAGGCUACGUUGCGCUGGCCCAGGUGCGGAUGGCGAAUCGGGCGCACAGACCCGGCUUUGAGCUGUGCAAGGAUAACGUCUACAAUAGCUUGAAAAAGGAAAUGGCCUCACUACGGGAGACCAUUGCGAAACUCGAUCAGAUGCUGGUGCAGACCAGAGCAACACUCAGAUAUCUACUGAACACCCAGGUAAUGCAGGAGGAGGAGAUCAAUCUGAAAACGUCGUCACUCAAAAUAGACGAAGCGGAUUGCAUGACACUGAGGGAGAGUUUGAAUUUUCAAAAUUUCUAAGUAGUGUGUGGAGUUUCUUUUUAUUUGUGAAUUAAGAAAGCGAGCGUUUCUGCAACCGACAGUCUUUCGUUUUAUGGAUUAAUUUAUCUAUUGAGUUUUGGAAAAGUCAAUGCUUAGACUUUCACAUAAAACAUAAACAGUUUCAGCAGCCUAAUGAGCUCGAGUAAUUUAAUGCUUGCGUGUCGAAUUUUCUUCUCAAUUUUGUGAAUAGAUGGUUCCGUAUCGAUUACAUUUGUUGCAUUUAGGAAAUUUUUAUAAGGUUCCUAAAUUACACUAGGCUUGAAUUAGUUGGGCUAUCACUUACGACUGUACGUUACAUUGCUGAGAGUUAUCUGAGAAAAACUAUGCCUUAAAUCAUUGAUACUACAGGAAGGUAAACGAUUGUUUUGUAGGUGGAAAUGUCUCUAAACUAACGGAUUUAAAUGAAAUGGAAAUACAUUCUGUGGAACAAUAAAACACUAACUCGAAAUGACUCUCAGCAAAGCACCAUACAAUAUCUCUAAAAACGGAUGAUAUAAAAAGCUUAAUAACAUCGGUCACAACUACAAAAACGUAGUUCAAGUGUGUUCCAGUUUUUGCAAACUUCAAUGCGAAAACCGAGGCAGAGUUUGAAUAAAAAAUUUAAAAAAGAAAGUACCUCAGAAAAGAGAUAAUAUUUUCAUCGUCAAUAAUAAGGGCGACAA